Aedes albopictus (Asian tiger mosquito) is the source of this 1615-nucleotide messenger RNA. Its product is annotated as vitellogenic carboxypeptidase. The record is from RefSeq and is a predicted model, not a curated record. Gene Ontology annotation, molecular function: serine-type carboxypeptidase activity. Gene Ontology annotation, biological process: proteolysis. Lineage: Eukaryota; Metazoa; Arthropoda; Insecta; Diptera; Culicidae. The transcript has a single exon. Bases 132 to 1589 code for a protein of 485 amino acids.
GGUUUAUUUGAAUUCUCAGUUCAUGUCUAGCCAUCAGCUGCAACGGUUCUCGUUAAUUUGCUCAUUGAUAAUUGAAUUAGUCUGCGUUGUUAGUUGGUGAUGUGUCUACAGAAGUAACGUAAAAGAAAGUCAUGAUGGAAAAAGUAGUAUCAAAAGGAUGCUAUGCAGUGCUCUUGACCUUUGCUCUGUUGUCCGUGGUCAGUGCCUCGUUUAUCAACCCGUAUGCACAGUUUAUGAAACGUGGAAUGUACUCAUCAGCACCCCGCUACAAAGGAAAUAAUGGCGAUCCGUUGUUCAUCACACCGUACCUGGAAGCCGGGAAAAUCAAGGAAGCCCAGACCGCAGCCCGAGUGAACCAUAGCCGUAUCGUUGGCUUUGAAAGCUACACGGGAUUCUUUACCGUUGAUAAGAGAUAUAACUCUAAUUUGUUCUUUUGGUACUUCCCUGCAAAGAACAACGCGGCCAAUGCACCGGUCUUGCUGUGGCUCCAGGGUGGACCAGGGGCUUCUUCCUUGUUCGGCCUUUUCGAAGAGAACGGUCCGUUCUUCAUCUCGAAAAAUCUGAAAGCCCUUCCACGAGAGUACUCCUGGCACAUUAACCACAACCUGAUCUACAUUGAUAACCCCGUCGGCACUGGGUUCAGUUUCACUGAUAACGAAGACGGAUAUGCACGGAAUCAAACCCAAGUUGGAGAGAAUUUGUACGAGGCCUUGAUUCAAUUCUUCCAGUUGUUCCCGGAACUGCAGAAAAAUCCAUUUUAUGCGAGUGGUGAAUCGUACGCUGGUAAAUAUGUACCGGCAAUUGGUUACACAAUCCAUAAGAAGAACCCAACAGCGAAGAUCAAAAUCAAUCUACAAGGUAUGGCCAUCGGUAAUGGGUACAGCGACCCUGUGAACCAACUUGACUACGGAGAUUAUCUGUACCAGCUGGGGUUGAUCGAUGUGAACGCGAAAGAGAGAUUUGAUCAUGAUGAAGCUGCUGCGGCGGAAUGCGUAAAGAAGAAUGAUUACCAGUGCGCUUUUCACUUCAUGGACGAGCUGUUGAACGGUGACGAGGAAGGCGCAUCAUUCUUCAAGAAUAUAUCCGGAUUCAACACGUACUACAAUUACCUGCACACAGCGGAGGACCCAAAGGAUGAGUUCUACCUUAUAGGGUUUUUGAAGCUAUCGGAAACUAGACGGGCGAUUCAUGUGGGCGAUCUCCCAUUCCACGAUCUAGACGACGAAAAUAAGGUCUUCAAGUUCCUGAAGCACGAUAUUUUGGAUUCGGUUGCUCCGUGGAUCGCAGAGCUGUUGUCGCACUAUCGAAUGAUGAUCUACAACGGCCAGCUGGACAUUAUCUGCGCCUACCCGAUGAUGGUCAAUUAUCUGAAAAACUUGCCUUUCGAUGGAGCAGACCAAUAUCGGAGCGCCGAACGGUACAUAUUUUACGUUGAUGGCGAAAUAGCCGGUUACUACAAGUUGGUGAACAACAUGCUGGAGGUGCUGUUACGAGAUGCCGGCCAUAUGGUUCCACGUGAUCAACCGAAAUGGGCGUACGCAAUGAUCAAUGCGUUCACAAAAACACUAGACUUUAUGCCAGAUGAUUGAAAUAAAUUGGUCAUUUUUUAAACCUA